Messenger RNA from Rangifer tarandus platyrhynchus (Svalbard reindeer), 948 nucleotides. NCBI's taxonomy places the organism in Eukaryota, Metazoa, Chordata, Mammalia, Artiodactyla, Cervidae. The record is from the annotation of a GenBank genome assembly.
AUGGAGGCCAGAGCUCAGAGUGGCAGCGGGUCGCAGCCGUUGCUGCAGGCACCCCGUGACAGUGGCCGGCAGCGUGGGGAGCCCGACCCCAGGGAUGCCCUCCCCCAGCAGGUACACGUGCUGUCUCUGGAUCAGAUCAGGGCCAUCCGGAACACGAAUGAGUACACGGAGGGGCCCACCGUGCUCCCCAGAGCUGGGCUCAAGCCUGCUCCUCGCCCCACAGCCCAGCACAAACACGAAAGACUCCACGGGCUGCCCGAGCCCCGGCAGCCCGCCCGGCCCCAGCACCCGCCAGCGCACCCUUCGGCCAGGGCCCCUCUGGCCCGGUCCAUCAGCACAGUCAGCUCGGGCUCUCGCAGCAGCGCGAGGACCAGUACUAGCAGCAGCUCCUCCGAACAGAGGCUCCUAGGGUCCUCCUUCUCCUCGGGGCCUCUGGCAGACAGGAUCAUCCGAGUGCAGCCCAAGUCGGAGCUCAAGCCCAGUGAGCUGAAGCCGCCGAGCAAGGAAGACGUAGGACUGCACGCCUACAAGUGUGAGGACUGCGGCAAGUGCAAGUGCAAGGAGUGCACCUACCCGAGGCCCCUGCCGUCAGACUGGAUCUGCGACAAGCAGUGCCUCUGCUCGGCCCAGAACGUGAUCGACUAUGGGACCUGCGUGUGCUGUGUGAAGGGUCUCUUCUAUCACUGUUCCAGCGACGACGAGGACAACUGUGCAGACAACCCGUGCUCUUGCAGCCAGUCUCACUGUUGUACACGUUGGUCAGCCAUGGGCGUCAUGUCCCUCUUUCUGCCUUGCUUAUGGUGUUACCUGCCAGCCAAGGGUUGCCUUAAAUUGUGCCAGGGGUGUUAUGACCGGGUGAACAGGCCCGGAUGCCGUUGUAAAAAUUCAAACACAGUUUGCUGCAAAGUUCCCGCUGUCCCACCCAGGAACUUUGAAAAACCAACAUAG